AUGAAAGAGCUGAAUCGUGCACACGAUGAGAUCCUCAGCAAACAACUCUGGCGGCUGAAGCCACGCCCAACAAAGGACGUCCUCCGAGAACCAUCAUCAUUAUCGACACCACGAGCUCCACCUUCACCCGGAACAGAAGGCGGGCUAAACGCCUUCCUUCGAGCUUACAAAGUCCCAGGUACACCGGCGCCCGCCUCGUCCACUCCUUACAAGCCGUACUCCCGACUAGCAGCUUCCUCUUCCUCUUCCGCCGACUACAAGAUCAAGUCCCAGUCAACGCCCGACAAUUCUACCACCCCAUUUCAACUCCAAAACUUCGCCGAAUACACCAUCCUCCUCGCCAACUUCAUCGAAUCCAAACUCCACCAACCCAAUUCCUGGCCCUCUCCAGCUCAGACGGGUCCUCAACCUCGUCAAAAACAAAUCAAGAUCUACGAGCUUGGGUUUCGAGAUCAACCGGUCGUGGACUCUGAAGUCCGAGACUGGGAUCUCACAAUCAUGCUGAAGAUAACAGGGGCGGCCAAUGCAGCGAGGAAGAUUGAUGGGGAUGUGGUGCAGGAGUGGAAGAGGAUUUCGUGGGAGGAGAUUAGGAAGGGGUGGGCGGCCAUGGGGGCGGGGUGGAGUGUUGAUGAGGUUUGGUUGGUGGGGAGGGAGGAUGCGAAGAAGACAGGCAAAGGGAAGGGGUGGAGGUGGAAUGGAGUUGGGGUGGACACGGUUUUAUAA
Molecule: messenger RNA, 723 nt
Organism: Lithohypha guttulata
Lineage: Eukaryota; Fungi; Ascomycota; Eurotiomycetes; Chaetothyriales; Trichomeriaceae
Exons: 2
Coding region: 1-723 (240 amino acids)
Source: RefSeq, a predicted model, not a curated record